CCAAAGUGAAGUUGAAGGAAAAAGAUGACUGCCUCCGUCGUCGGUCGUUUUGCCGUCGCGUUAAAUUUGUUCUAAAGUUGGCAAUUAUCCGGUGCCUAGAAAAUUUAAAGUGGUUCUGUGUUUUUAAACAACUGUCCGUCGCGUGGAUCGACGAACGUGGUGUGUUGUCCGUCGGGAAGGUGGCAAAAAUCGGCCGAAAAUGUUCGGUAGCGAUUUACGCCCGGAACACAAUGAGGGGCAGUUUUGUCGAUUGUGCUUCAAUAAGUCCGACGAUCUGUGUCCCCUGUUCCCACCAGCUAGCAUUCCGAACAAAGCUCUGCUUCAUAAAAUUUUCGACUGCACCACCAUAACGCUAAGCUUUCGCGACGAUCACAAUGCGCAAAUUUGCACCAGUUGUAUCGUCAGUAUUGAAAACUUCUUCAAGUACAAAAUUAAAUGUAUGGAAAAUGAUAAAUUACUGCGAAAAAAACGAACGAACUUUUUCUCGGGACUCGGGCUCACAGCAGAUCCAGAAACCAUACGUUCCAGUGGCGUACAAGAUGACGAAGAGAAACGGUUGGACAAGGAACUAGAGAAGGAAGAAAUUGAGCUGAAGCCAAAUGAUGAUUCUGAAAAUUGUCAGGUAAAGCAGGAGAUGAUCGAAGAUGACGAUGACGAAGAAUAUUUCAAUCCGGACCAGUUCCUUGCGCAGGAAACGCAAAUUGGUGAUAAGCAAAUUGACCAAUCCAUGCUGAAUGGCAACGACGAUAAUAGUUUUGGACCUGGCAAUGCAAGCUUCGAGCGAGGCUGGAAGACAACAGAGUUUGCUCCGCAACCCGGUAGUUCCGGGUUGAAGCCCCUCAAGAUAACUGACUAUUCCAACAUGACCGGCAAACGCGGACGGCCUCAGAAAUUCAUCACCACUGUUCCUACAGAGCGACUUCUCGCCCGCCCUAAUUCUUAUCCUAAUUCAUUCCACACAUCGUCGCCGCUGCCACAGCCGCCACCAGCACCAGCCCCAGCCCCAGCGCAACGAGGAUUCGAAAGUGCUUACCGUCAGCAUAUUGGCAUUAGCAACGGUGGACGGAUUUCCAUGCACCAAUCGAAUCCGAUGGGUGGCCGGUUUGACACUUUCUCACUGAGUACUAUGGAGCAAACCAGGAAGGUACAGAAGUUUCUCGAUGACGGUUUGCGAGAUCUCAUCGUACACUCCGGAGCACCGAACCCUACUGGUGCCAUGGAUGGUGGUUCAACCAGUUUUAAAGUGGUCAAGGCACGUUGUAAUUCGUACAACCUAAUCUUCGAGGCUAAUCGUUUCCUGCGACGGAACAAAUCGUGCAGUGGGUUGCCCAAAUGGUAUUGGGCAUGCAGUGUCAACGGCUGUCCAGUUAAGAUCUGCAGUUACAAGGGCCGUUUGUUUAAAACCAACGAUAAGAUCAAUCAUAUUCAUCCUCCCACGGAAACGGACGACUCACAGCACGAUGUGGUGCUACCGGACCAGGCAGAUGAAUUCUCGGUACAACGGCAGUCACCAUUACCAAUGAUGCAACCUCGUCCACCGCCACUGCUUCCACGUCCACAGCUACCAUCAAUUUCUGCAGUAGUAUCAGCAGCAAUGGAAAAUUCAUCUCGAGCUCCUAAAAGCGAAAAAGCGCGUGAAGACUCCGAGUCCUACAAAGUUAUAAAAGAGGAAGACAAAACCGAAGCCCUUAUCUACAAAGAACACAAACAUAAACUAGUGAGCAGCAAAGCUGAUGGUGUUAGAAUAUGGAAAUGCAUUACUACUAAAGAGAAUGGCGAUGUAUGCGGCGAUACGGUCCAUCUUUUGCCUAAUGGCAGACUUAAGCUGGAGAAGUCGAUCAAAAAUGAACAAUUGAGUGACGAUGAAGAUAACGAAACCGUGAAAGAAGAGGACGGUGACGAUGGAUCCGACGGAGGCAAACGAAAGAGUCGAGCACCGAAGGUUGCAGUGUAUGAGGGUUAUCACUACAAAUACUGUCACGCUAGACCAGAGGGUACACUUUACUGGCGUUGUGUGAUGAAACAGGAUAACAACUGCUUGGCCUCGUUGCAUACCAAGGCUACGUUCGAGUUUCUCAACUUAAACGAUCAAACACAUAACCACGAUCCAUCGGAUCCAUCCGUGAAGUUGGAAAAUGCGAUUGUUUGUAAUGUCAAACCAGCUCCACCGAAGCCUCCAAGUUUACCGACUACCGGAUCAACCGACUUUCAGUUGGUCAAAAGCGGUCAAAAGCGAGAAUUUCUUAUCUAUCAAGGCUAUCGCUACUACUUCCAGUAUGAGUCUAAAAAUGGCAAACGUUCGUAUCGAUGUACAAUGUUUCGCAACUGUCCGGCAGGUGCAUUCCUAAUGCCGGACAAUACAAUUGCAGAGGCUAAAAACUUUGUCCAUACGCAUCCUCCUACGGAAAAUUUGGAGAAGUAUGUGACGAAAGAUAGUUUAAUUACAAGUCCGAUCAAGGACGUCGAUGGACAACCGGGACGACAACAGCGAACGGCGGUCGAAACUGGCCAAUUUCCAUUGUUGAAUGAACCCGUUCCUAGUGCCAGCAGCAGAGAAGAAGUUGCACGGGCUAAUGGCUACAAAAUAAUCAAAAACUACAAAGGCAAAGAUAUUCUCAUCUACAAUGGCUGGCGGUACUUUGUGGAUUACAAGAAGAAAAACGGUGGCCAGGUUUGGCGCUGUUCAUCCCACAGAUUGUGUCGGGGAGCUGUUCACCUUUUCCCCGAUGGGUCGAUAAAUUACGCCAAACUGGUGGAUCAUAACCAUAUGCCUCCGAAGCGAAACCUAACCACCCCUAACAUAUCGACCGAAAUAUCUGCAAACAGCAGCUAUACCAGCGGAGUGCUGCCGGAGUUUGCAUCCAAUGCAUAUUCUCCUCCCUAUCAUCGGUACAUAACGCAUGACAGGCACCGGUUCCGAUUUGCGACACGCAAACGUGAGGGUACAAUCUACUGGCGGUGCGCCAUGAGGCUAGAGACCAAAUGUCCGGUUUCCUUCCACACAAAAGAGGACACCUACGAACUGGUCAGUAUGCGCAACCACGAACACAACCACCCGGUGCCGGAUGUUUGGCCCGAGGUGGCAGGUGGACAGAUAGACGAAGCGCUCCCCGUGGUGAAGAUGCCGCAGGAGGAAAUCGGCACGUCGGAUUUCAUUCUGACUAAAAACUCCAAGGGACGGGAUGUGGUCCUCUACCAGAAUGGGCGUUACUAUCUGGAUUACUCCCGGAAGGAUGGAAAGAUCGUCUUCCGGUGUUCGUCCGUUGCAGGUUGUCGCGCGACGGUUUUGCUCCUCCCGAAUAAAACACUUGUGGUGAACCGGGAAAUGAUGCACACUCACGGGACGGCGUCGCUUAUGGAUAACCUGAUGAGUCAAUCCCUCUCGUAUUUGAACCAGAGCAGACCGAAUAAAGCGGACGAUGACAUUCAGCUAAUCGCACCACCCGAUCCGUUGAGUUUGAACAUGGAGCCAUCGCCUUCGGCGUCGUCCUCGUCGUCAUCCCUUCAUGAGUUGCCCAAGUUCAUAAUCCACCAUGGUUAUCAUUACAAAUUUGUCUCGAGAAACGCCGACCACCGGAUGGCCUUCUGGCGCUGUUCGAACUACGAAGCUAAGAUGAAUUGCCAAGCGUCCAUCUACACCACGCUGACCGGAGAAGUGAUACGUACUAACAAUAUGAUGCACAACCACAAAACAGAAGAUUACAACAGCGCCUCUGCCAGUAACAGUUUAGCCCGACGGAAGACGCUAAUCGGAACACGAGAGUAUAAAAUUGUUAAAAACUGGAAGAUGCGCGAUGUGCUGAUAUUCCAGCAGUGUCGUUAUUUUCUGCACUAUGUCAGAAAGGAUGGUCGAAAGGUGUGGCGAUGCUCUGCGAUUCGAAGUUGUCACGCUGCUGUUUAUCUGGGAGCAGACGGACGACUGGACCAAGUCAAAGGCGAACACGUUCAUGACAUUCGGUCAGAGGGUGAACCAAGACGAAGGAGGCCCCGAAAACCUCGUCUGGAAAUCAUGCCAGCGCAGCAAGGUAACAACCAUGUCGGCGGCAAUGGAAUGCCACACCCUGGAAAUGGCGGCAACGAAUGGAUCGACUAUAGUGACUAUGGAAUGCAGAUGAACAGCAGCAGUAACGACAACAAUUCUCUGUGGGAUCAUUUUAACCCACAUCACAUGACUGCUGAUGGCGGAACGGUGGGAGAUAACGGAGAGAAUUUUGACUUCAGCUAUCAUUCGGUGUUUGGUAGUCAACCCAGCUUUGAGGACAGCUACGGAAUGCUAACGGAUGGUGCCGAUAAUACCGGUUUGGAGGAAGACGACGAACCACUUCCGCUGGAACCAGACGUUAGCUUCCAGGAGAGUGACAACUAUGAGAAUUUGGAAAAUCAGCGAGAUCUCGAGCCAGUGGUUCAGAUGAGUGGUGUUGAGUAAAAUAUUUUAUUUUAUUUAAGGUAUUUGUUUUCAAAUGAGAAAAUAUUUAAUCUUUUUUAGCAAAAAGUUAGUAGGUAAGCGUUUCAUCCCGCAAAAUUACCUGAACAAAAGUUGUUUAUUUUGGAGAGAUUCUUCCUUUUAUUAGAAUUGUUAAACCAUACAAAUUUAACUGCAGAUCAAGUGAAAGUAUUCCUUUUUUAAUUUAGUAGACCCAUAUUUAAGAAAUUUAUAAACCGAUUGUGAGAUACGCAAUGUAAAGAAACAUAAAGUGCGAAAAGAGAACACAAAAAAAUCUAGUAGAAAUUCCUUUCGAUUCACCCCACCUUUACCCACAAGCACAUGUGCAGCUAGAAAAAAGAAGAAGAAAAGCAGAAUUUAGAUGUUUCACUGUUUUGGGUGGUCAAUCGAGAGGUGAAGAAUGUACUAUUCCUAUUAUAUACCUAUUUUAAUUUGUAAAAGUCGCAUCAUUUAUCAAAAUAUAUUUUUAACUUUCACAAACCACCACUUGACGUAAAUAAACCAGCACAUACUGAAAGUAAAUCGUAAGGACAAAUGCAAUUUUACAUGCCCCCUUUCCACGUUUAAGUACUACAUUAUCCAUUAUGAUGCAAAUAUAUAAAUAAAA
This is a messenger RNA of Ochlerotatus camptorhynchus, 5051 nucleotides long. RefSeq lists its product as uncharacterized. Lineage: Eukaryota; Metazoa; Arthropoda; Insecta; Diptera; Culicidae. Gene Ontology annotation, cellular component: nucleus. The transcript has 4 exons. Gene Ontology annotation, molecular function: zinc ion binding. Bases 200 to 4426 code for a protein of 1408 amino acids. The record is from RefSeq and is a predicted model, not a curated record.